Messenger RNA from Pseudopodoces humilis (Tibetan ground-tit), 2727 nucleotides. RefSeq names its product cysteinyl-tRNA synthetase 1 (gene CARS1). Gene Ontology annotation, biological process: cysteinyl-tRNA aminoacylation. Lineage: Eukaryota; Metazoa; Chordata; Aves; Passeriformes; Paridae. The record is from RefSeq and is a predicted model, not a curated record. Gene Ontology annotation, cellular component: cytoplasm. Gene Ontology annotation, molecular function: ATP binding; cysteine-tRNA ligase activity.
GCUGUUGCAUCAGCUCGGGAGCGAGGGCAGGCGGAGGCAGCAGCAGCACCGGGAUGGCAGCAGCCGCCAGCGCCGAGCACGCUUCCAGCUACAGUUUUAUUCUGAGCAUUAGUGAAGAGGAAGCCAGGGUGAAGGCUCUGAACGAGUACCUGAGCACUCGUAGUUAUAUCCAGGGGUUCACAUUUUCACAUGCAGAUGUGGAGGUGUUCAGAAAGUUUUCGGGGCCACCUGUGGACCAGUAUAUCCAUGUUGUCCGGUGGUACAGACACAUAGAAGCAAUCUAUGAUGGCAGCAGUGAAAAAAAUGAGCCUUGUAAACUUCAAACAAGUAAAGGCAAACGUGUGCAGCCCCCCUGGUCUCCCCCUGAAGGCACAAAACAUUCCAGGCUCUGCCUCUACAACAGCCUGACUCGCAGUAAGGAAGUGUUUCAGCCUCAGAAUGGAAAAAAGGUCUUGUGGUAUUGCUGUGGUCCAACAGUUUAUGAUGCUUCUCACAUGGGACAUGCCAGGUCCUACAUCUCAUUUGAUAUCCUGAGAAGAGUCUUGAGGGAUUAUUUUAAAUAUGACGUUUUCUAUUGUAUGAAUAUUACAGAUAUUGAUGAUAAGAUCAUCAAGAGAGCAAGACAAAAUUACCUUUUUGAACGAUAUAGAGAAAACAAAUCAACACCAGAUCAGCUACUUGAAGAUGUUAGAACUGCCGCAGAGCCUUUUUCACUUAAACUAAAUGAAACAACAGACCCAGAUAAAAAGCAAAUGUUGGAAAGAAUUCAAAAUGCAGUGAAGUCUGCUUUUGACCCUCUACAAGAAGCUGUCCAAGCAAAGCACCCUGCUGAAGAGAUCAACAGAUGUCAAGAGACACUGUUGGAAGAAGCCAAAGACUUGCUGUCUGACUGGCUGGACACAAAAUUUGGCAGUCAGGUGACUGACAAUUCCAUAUUCUCAAAGCUCCCCAAAUUCUGGGAAGGGGAAUUUCAUAAAGAUAUGAAAGCACUCAACGUUUUACCUCCAGAUGUUUUAACACGGGUUAGUGAAUAUGUGCCAGAAAUUGUGGAUUUUGUGAAGAAGAUUGUGGAUAAUGGCUAUGGGUAUGUGUCCAAUGGAUCCGUAUACUUUGAUACUAUGAAGUUUGAUGCCAGUGAAAAACACUCCUAUGCUAAGUUGGUUCCUGAAGCUGUAGGUGAUCAGAAAGCUCUUCAAGAGGGUGAAGGUGACCUGAGCAUCUCAGCUGAUCGCUUAAGUGAGAAACAUUCUCCAAAUGAUUUUGCUUUAUGGAAGUCCUCCAAGCCAGGAGAGCCCUCAUGGGACUCUCCAUGGGGAAAGGGUCGUCCAGGUUGGCACAUCGAAUGUUCUGCGAUGGCUGGAUCCAUUCUGGGAGAGUCGAUGGACAUUCAUGGAGGAGGCUUUGACCUCCGAUUUCCUCACCACGACAAUGAACUGGCACAGUCCGAGGCAUACUUCGAAAAUGAUCACUGGGUUCGGUAUUUUCUGCAUACUGGUCACUUAACAAUUGCUGGCUGCAAAAUGUCCAAAUCCUUGAAGAAUUUCAUUACCAUAAAAGAUGCACUGAAGAAACACACAGCACGACAGUUACGGCUGGCUUUCCUCAUGCACUCUUGGAAGGAUACACUGGAUUAUUCAAAUAAUACCAUGGAGUCAGCUAUUCAAUAUGAGAAGUUUAUGAAUGAGUUCUUUUUGAAUGUGAAGGAUAUUCUUCGAGCUCCCACUGAUGUGACAGGACAGUUUCAGAAAUGGGAAAAUCAAGAAGUAGAGCUGAACAAAAAUUUUCAUGAGAAGAAAGCAACAAUUCAUGAAGCACUGUGCGACAAUAUUGAUACCCGCUCUGUCUUAGAAGAAAUGCGCUCAUUAGUCAGCCAGAGUAACUCCUAUAUUGCUGCAAAGAAAUCUUCCAGACAGAUGCCGAACAGACUUCUUUUAGAAAACAUCAGCUCCUAUCUCACUCAAAUGCUAAAGAUUUUUGGUGCCAUAGAAAGUGAUGAUGCAAUUGGUUUUCCUGUUGGAGGGACUAGUCAAAACAUAAAUAUUGAAUCUACAGUGAUGCCAUACCUCCAAGUUCUUUCUGAGUUCAGAGAAGGAGUACGACAAAUUGCCAGAGAGAAAAAAGUAACUGAAGUGCUGCAGUUGAGUGAUGCUCUUCGGGAUGACAUCCUGCCAGAACUUGGAGUUCGAUUUGAAGAUCAUGAAGGACUUCCAACUGUGGUUAAAUUAGUGGAUAAGGACACAUUAUUGAAAGAAAGAGAAGAAAAGAAAAAGAUAGAAGAAGAGAAAAAAAGGAAGAAGGAAGAAGCAGCCAGGAAAAAACAACAGCAGGAAGCAGCAAAACUGGAAAAAAUGAAGAUUCCACCACAUGAAAUGUUUAAAUUGGAGCUUGACAAAUAUUCCAUGUUUGAUGAAAAUGGAUUUCCCACCCAUGAUACCGAAGGCAAAGAACUUAGCAAAGGACAAAUUAAGAAGCUAAAGAAACUUUAUGAAACCCAAGAAAAGCUACACAAGGAGUAUCUACAAAUGGUUCAGAAUGGAAGUGCAAAUUGAAGACAACAGGACUUUUUAUUUGGAAGGCGAGUGCUGGGCUCCCAUUGAAGAAGUGAGCAUAUACUGAUGCUCAAAUUUCUGUUUACACUUUCUAUUAUGUGCAAAGUAAAAUUCCUGUUUACGUGGGUUAAUAAUGUCAUCUGGAAAUGCAAUAAAAAUCCAUUAUUAAAAAGGCCAA